Messenger RNA from Drosophila albomicans, 1778 nucleotides. RefSeq names its product tektin-3. Gene Ontology annotation, cellular component: nucleus; microtubule cytoskeleton. The transcript has 3 exons. Gene Ontology annotation, biological process: cilium movement involved in cell motility; cilium assembly. Bases 155 to 1702 code for a protein of 515 amino acids. NCBI's taxonomy places the organism in Eukaryota, Metazoa, Arthropoda, Insecta, Diptera, Drosophilidae. The record is from RefSeq and is a predicted model, not a curated record.
UUACACUUGCAAUCUCGUACAGUUAGCAUCGAGUAAAAAAACUACGUCUAUAUUUUUUUAGUAUCUUCUAUUUUUUAUACAAUUUUUGCAAAGUUUUAUUUACAAAAUUUCACGUAAAAAUUCUUUGUCAAAGUAGCUUAAACAACAUUUAACCAUGUCGAAUCACCAUGAUACAGCAAACAAUGCGCUGCCAACACAAAGUGUGAUGUAUUCUCAAUUGCAGCCAUGGAGUCAGGCCGGAGCACCGCCCUGCAUGGAGCCCGUUGGUGGACCCGCGGUGCCCACACGUUUGGCCGCCAGCUAUGAGACAACGCAACGUCAUCCCUGGCGCCCAAAGAUGGCUUUCGAAAUGAUUGAGAUUAAGCAUAUGCCCGAGCAGCCGGUGACAAAUCAAAUGACACAGCCAUGCUUUGUGCCCCAAGGAAUGAAGACCGAGGGGAUGAUUUUCCCCAAUUUGGUGACGGGUUUCGAGCGGAACCCGCAGCAUGCGGCACGUGCUGCACUUUACACGCGCUACACCAACAACGAGUGGCACAGCAACAAUCUGGGAAUCUACGGCGAGUCGAAUACAAAUCGUAAUUUAUCCGAACGUAUGCGCAAUGAUGCAGUGCGUCUAAUGCGCGAGACGGACGAAACGGCGACGGCAGGUCAACGUGAUGCUGGCCGUCGUUUAGGUGAGCGCAUCACGGACUUGACUUUUUGGCGCAAUGAACUCAAUGCCGAACUGGAAAAGCUCAUUGGCGAGAUGUCGGACAUCAAUGAGCUGCAGCGUCAAUGCGGUAAAGCCAUGUUGGAUCUGGAGGUGCCGCUGCACAUUGCCCAGGAGUGUCUGUUUCAUCGCGAGGCGCGACAGGGUAUGGAGAAGGUGCACGAUAACGUGGAGAAAGCGCUGCUGUUGGAGAUAAAUCAUUUGCGUAACUCACGCGAUCGCCUCAAGGAGCUGCACGAGAAGAUCGCCAAGCAGGCGAUCGAUUGUCGGGGCGCUCAGCAUUUGCUUGAGAUCGACGUCACACAGAAGGAGUCGACAAUGGGCAUUGAUUCGAUGUGUCAUCGCUUGAACAACUACAGUCGUGGCAUCACUUAUUUUGGUGGCAUUGAGAAAUACGAUCCAACUGUCAGCAGUCAGGAUUCCUGGGCACUUGCCAGCAGCGAGCAUGUGAAGCGUUCACAGGCUGAGCGCGCCAAACUUUCGCAGUUGCGCAGUGACUCACAAAAUGUGGUCAAUGCGGUCGCGUCAUCCGUCUGGGACUUUUGGAAUAACACAAAUAAUGCGCUCGAUCGGCGCUCUCAGGAGAUGGCGGGUGCCAAGAAUCGCGUGCAAUUGCACUUGCAGAAGGUGCAACAGGAGUUGUUCGAUAUGGAGAAGCAUCUAUUUCUACUGCAGAAGGCCAUACAGGACAAGUCGAAUCCACUUAAGGUCGCUCAGACUCGGCUCGAGGCACGCUCACAUCGCGAGGGCAUGGAGCUCUGCAAGGAUACGGCCCACGAUCGACUUGUGCAGGAGGUGCAAGACAUUCAGGGCACUGUUGACGUGCUGCACCAUAAGUUGCAGGAAGCGGAGGCCACUCAUCAAUCGUUGCUGAAGACACGCUGCAUCCUGGAGGAGGAUUUGAGGAACAAGGUCAACGCCUUGUUUAUUGAUCGCGAGAAGUGCAUGAGUCUGCGCCGCUCUUUCCCCAUCAGCAACUUAAUUCGCUAUUAAUUGCUAAGUACAUGCGUUAAAUUGUCCCAAAUUGCAUAACGUAUUUAAUUAUAUAUUAUAAUUAAUGUGCGUAUUU